Messenger RNA from Lolium perenne, 2121 nucleotides. RefSeq names its product pentatricopeptide repeat-containing protein At5g08510. Gene Ontology annotation, biological process: RNA modification. The record is from RefSeq and is a predicted model, not a curated record. Gene Ontology annotation, molecular function: protein binding; RNA binding. NCBI's taxonomy places the organism in Eukaryota, Viridiplantae, Streptophyta, Magnoliopsida, Poales, Poaceae.
CGAUCUGCGCAGUGCUCAUCAAUGGAGGAAGCCAAGCGUCUGCACGCGCGCGCGCUCCGCACUGGCACGCGCCGCCUGCAGCCGCUCCUCCUCCGCGUGCUCGCCGCCGGCGACCACCGCUAUGCCGCGAUCCUCCUCGCCUCCUACCCUUCCCCGUCACCCCCCGCCGCGGCACUCCACGACCGCAUCCUCCACGCGCUGGCCUCCUCGCGCAGCCCGCUCCUCCUCCCCUCCUUCGCCCGCGCCCACCGCCUCGGCCUCGUCACCCAUCUCUCUUUCACAUUCCUCCUCUCCGCGUCCGCCGCCGCCACCUCCCCUUCGUUCGCGCGCUUCGCACUCUCCUCCCACGCCCUGCUGGUCAAGUCUGGCCACUUCGCCGCCGGCGACCCCUUCCUCGGCUCCGCGCUCGUCUCCUUCUACGCCAAGAACCGCCUCCUGGGCCAAGCCAGGCGGGUUUUCGACGAAAUGCCGCGCAGGGACACGGCCGUGUACAACGCGCUGCUCUCGGCAUACACGAGGCGCGGCCUCCUCAGCAAGGCGGAGAAGCUGUUCGGGGAAAUGCCUGAACGGAACGUGGUUUCGUGGACCGCUAUGGUGUCCGGGUACGCGCAGAACGGGCUGCACGCGGAGGCGGUGGAGACGUUCAUGGAGAUGUGGGAGGGGGCAGGGGUGCAGCCAAAUGAACUGACGGUAACCAGCGUGCUGCCUGCUUGCGCGGCUGUUGGAGCCAUGGGGCUGGGGAGGAAAGUCGAGAAGUACACAAAGAGGAAAGGCCACCUUGGGAAUGUGUAUGUCGCCAAUGCAGUGGUGGAGAUGUAUGCCAAGUGUGGCAACAUACGAAGAGCUUGGAGGGUGUUUCAGAGGAUCGGUUGCCGGCAAGAUCUGUGUUCUUGGAACACAAUGAUCAUGGCAUUUGCCGUGCAUGGGCUGUGGAGGGAAGCACUUGCCUUGUUCCACAAGUUGAGGAUGACAGGGAUCAAACCAGAUGGUAUUACAUUUGUUGGAGUCAUUUUGGCUUGCACUCAUGGAGGUUUGGUGCAUGAAGGAAAGCUCUUAUUCGACUCGAUGUACGCAGAUUAUAAUCUUGCUCCACGAAUUGAGCACUACGGUUGCAUGGUUGAUCUUCUUGGGCGUGCUGGCCUCCUGACAGAAGCUUAUAGUAUGAUAUGUAGAAUGCCAAUGGAGCCUGAUGCUGUCAUUUGGGGAGCCUUACUCGGUGCUUGCAGCUUCCAUGGCAACAUAGAGCUAGCAGAAAUAGCAGUAAACAACCUUGUCUUUCUUGAGCCACAAAACACAGGAAACCUAGUGAUCCUUUCAAACAUAUAUGCGUCGUCUGGAAAAUGGGACGGUGUUGCCCAGGUCUGGAAGUUACUCAAGGAGAAAGACCACAAGAAAUCAGCCGGGUACAGCUUCAUCGAGUCAGAUGGCAGGAUGCACAAGUUCCUUGUUGAAGAUAAGUCGCAUCCAAGAUUUGAGGAGGUAUACAGAACCCUCGACAGCGUCACAAUGCUCAUGAAGCCUGUCAAGUCAGAAAAUAUGCAAGAAUUGGAGAGCUGUUUCUGUCACCUGUAGUACAAUCUAAACCCCUACAGACGGCAUGCAAGAGAGAGAUAAAGUCACCUGGGGAUUGCCCAUUUGAAACACUUGCUCUUAUCUUCAGCACCAAAGACCUGCAAAGUGAUUCACGGAGGUGACAGAAGAGACGACGGAUCAAUCAAAUGCACAGCGCCACCUGGACGCCAACUCUUCUCUAAAUGCUAUAGAUCAAAAGGGUGUUUGUGAUGUGCUUGCAAUUAAGUGGUGCAGACAACCGGAGAACUGCAGACAAAGUGUACCGAGAUAUAGGCCAAGAAGGUACAUCUAUCUAUUCUUGAACAGUGAGGAGUUCCAUGAUAAGUAACUGAGCAUAAAACUGCAGAUAUACAAUGGGGUUGAGUUUAUGUGCUCCGUUGCUGCCACAUCUUGUAGCAUGUUGAGCAGAGGCGGAGCGAACCCGCUUUCUGAGCCUGGGCAGCGUACAGCUGAAGACACAUCCUUGGCAUUUCGCUGCCGCGGAAGUGCUGCCACCUAGAUGAGGUUCACUGGCCGGAAGUGGCUUUGUCAGUUUGGUUGUGCAUCUAA